Molecule: messenger RNA, 141 nt
Organism: Paramecium pentaurelia
Lineage: Eukaryota; Ciliophora; Oligohymenophorea; Peniculida; Parameciidae
Source: the annotation of a GenBank genome assembly
AUGAUGGUAAUGCCCAAGCUACAUAUUGUAAAAUUAUCUGAUUAAUUGGUUUCCGGAUUGAAAUUUUAUAACAGAGGAGGGAAUAGUUUAGACCAUUUAUAAAUGUCAAUCAUCAAAAUAUAAGCCUUAUACACUUUUUGA